Messenger RNA from Siniperca chuatsi (mandarin fish), 2246 nucleotides. RefSeq lists its product as uncharacterized. The transcript is spliced from 6 exons. The coding region runs from base 131 to 865 and encodes 244 amino acids. The record is from RefSeq and is a predicted model, not a curated record. Lineage: Eukaryota; Metazoa; Chordata; Actinopteri; Centrarchiformes; Sinipercidae.
ACGCUUAGAAGAUAUUUUAAAUAUUUUGAGGUUUAGGUAGCAAAAAGGGUGAGUCAAAGUUUAUCUUCCUCUCUUCAGUAUCGUUUAGUGUGUACCGACGGCAACACUGUUGUUCGGACCUUCUGCGAUUAUGGAUCAGUGGAAGCUGUGGUUUGUCCUGCUUCUGCCACUGUGUCUGUGCUUUGACUCUGAAGACAUUCUUGUGAAAACCAUUGGGAGUGAACCAGAUGUCACUCCAAUAUGCACCAACGCUACACUGAGUAUCAUCACACUGAUAGUGUGUAAGAUCAGCACAGAGAGAAAUGGGGGAGCAGAGUGUCGUCUGCUGUAUGGACAUGGAUGGGACUUUGUGCACGAAUGUGACUCCAGGUUCACACUUAAGACAAAGAAUCAGACUGUGUUUCUCCACCUGACCAGUUUAAAACCAGAGGACAGAGGGAACUACACCUGUGAGUGUUCACAUCUUGAUGGAGUAUAUAUUCUCCAUCUGAAUAUCACUGUGGAAGCAGCAUCACAUGAACAGGACUUCAGCAGCAGUUUUUUUAGGAUAUUGCCCAUCAUUGUUAUCGGUGGUGUUACUGCAUCCAUCAUUGUGAUUGGACUGGUCCUUAAAGGAAUCCUGAGAAAAAUACAUUCAAGAGACGAUACAAGGUCAGCAGCAUCUGGGUUAACGGUCUGUGAACCCCCCUGCUCUUUGACAGGAAAUGAUGAGCGGGAGAGAGAGAAAAGGAUAUCACAUGUAACAAAUGUCCCACGCAGUAUGGUAUGUGUCUUAACCACAAGGCCACCACAACGCCUCUUAGGUGAUGCGAAGGGGAGAGUGCCGUAUAAUAGACUUUGCACCAGUAGAAGAAACCUUUUGUAAACUCAGUGACAACAGUCCUGUGACUGUGAGAGAGGACCUAGAUGACCCUGAUGACCCCUACACAAGCCUUCAGCAGCCAACAAAUGAUCUCUAUCAAACUAUCUCCUCAGUGCAACAUCAGCAUGACACCAUGAGAAAUUCAGCCUGCAACAUCUUAGUGACUGCGCAUUUGGAUCAGGAAAUAGAUGGAAGAGAGACUGAUCCAAGUUGCAAAAUCUAUGAAAACAUUUAAUCAAGAUAACAUGACUGUAUAACAGUAUAAUAUGUCGUAUAACAUUUUUGGCUUAUUGAGACAAUAUAGAGUUUUAGAAUUUAAAAGGAUUUCCCUAAACAUGAGGAAAUUUACGAGAUUUUUUAAUGCACAUACCUUGCCAUGAGCCAUGUACAGAACAAUUAUUCAUACAUGUAUCAUUAUGAAUUGUAACUUAUUGAAAUUUAAAGAUAAAAUCCACUUAAUCAAACUAUAAUUGCUCAUUGGGGAGGCAAUUUUCCAAAGGCUCAUUAUAUACAGUACAUUGUUGGGACAAAAAAUACAGUACUAAAAAUUCAGCAUCCUGUAAAAAUAAACACAAGCAAAAUAUUUUUGCUCGCUGUGUGGCAGAGAAGAUGUCUGCGUUACACUAUUUUUCUCCUUCGUUAUUAUUAUUUUAUUUUAUUUUUUGUUUUUCCAAUUUUCUAGAAGAUGACGAUAAGCUUGAAGUCCUACCUUGAUUGUGUGUAUUUGAUGUUCCACUACCUCUGAUAACUCUUCUUAUUUAAAGAGCCUGUUCAAGGUCAGCCACAUCUGGAUCAUCUGUAUGUGAAACUCCCGGCUCUUCGGGGACUAAUGUAUUCUUAUGUUCUAUAUCUUUAAACUCAGAAAGAAGCCAGUUCAAUGAUGUUAUCUGGAACAUAAUAAUGAACAUAAUUUAGUUUAGACUUUAAAAACAUGAUGCAUCAAGAUUUUAGUUUAUAGGACAAAGAUGACCCUGAUGACCCCUACACAAGCCUUCAGCAACCAGCAAGGGAUCUCUACCAAACUAUCUCUAUUUCAACCAAAGAGUCAAGAUAACACAGCUGUGUAAUAUGUGGAUGUUCUUCUGAUCGUAGUUGGACAAAGUCCUUCAGUUCUUUGAGAGAUCCAAAAUAAUGAUAUUUUUAUGUAAAGGUUUUUGUGAUAUAGGUUGUUUUCCUAAAUAUUGAGAUUACAGUAGCCAAUAAUAUUUAGCCUCAACACCUCCAAUUCUUAAGCUGUUGCUGGGCGCUGCCAAUUUGUUCAUUGAUGCUCUGUAUAAAACUAUUGCAGUGGUCGAUAAGUCAAGAAAUGCAAUAAAGUAUGUAAAAUAUAAUGAUUUGUACAAUAUUGAUUGUAAGUGAUUAAUUGUUGGAAUUUCAAAAUAAA